AUGAGAGGAAAUAGUGUAAGAGGAGUUGGAGGUGUCAGUGGCAUCGGUUGCAGUCGUGGUGAUGAUAAUUUUGGUAAUAAUGAUGGUGGUUGUAGGCAGAAGAACUCCAAAGUUUGGUGGUUUGCUGUUGCUGUUGAUGGAGCUGCUGCUUCUGCUGCUAAGUCUACUGCUGAUUUGUGGCACUCCACUUUGCUCUAUGCUGCGUUUCAACGUAAUAAGCACGAUUUUCUCUACUUAGGAAGAAGAUUUGAUUUACUAACAGGCAGGAUUCUAAAUACAGGUUUUUUUGAAUUUUUAUAUCAAACGAUGUGCUAUUUUAUCUGCGAUCCUCAAAAUACAUUUAUGUUCAAUUUUCUCAAAAUGGCAAUUGACGGGCAAUCCCUAAAUACCCAAAUUUGUCGAAGUUGUUCUGUCUUAUUGUCUUGCCUAUUCGCUUAUGUCCAGUCGCAAAUAUUCUUAUUCACGAAAUGCCCCAAUUCUCUUUUCAGAGAGGACUUAUUGAUGUUCUUAGAAGUAACAAGUGGCGUCGACAACGCUCAAUACGAAUUAAAUUUGAAUGGCUUGCAAGUUAAUGCAAAAGUUAAAUGUCAGAUGCAAUAUUUUUUUAGAAAUAGAGCUGAAACAUUGACUUUUUUCUCUAAGAUUGCAGGUAAUUCCUCUAGCAGACCAAAUGAAACGAGACUGAUGAUGCGUUUAUGUUUUGCUGUUACAAUCAAACCAAAUUUGUUGUAUUUCGAAUUAAAAUGUAAAACGUCACUACCGAAUGCAAAUAGUCCUUCUGUUCAUUUCGCACCUAUUUUAGUACAUAUGAUGGAAGAUAAAAAGGUCCGUUUGCGAAUGAAUCAUAAAGUUAUGGGAGCAACAUCUAAUGAUUCUCAUGAUAGCCUUGUUUCUCCUGUCAAAACUAUCCUGGAUCAUCCCACAAUUCAUGAAGGGGUCACAUACAGCAGAGACCGUGGUAAUAAUCUAGUGCAUUCAAGGAAUUUCCCUCCUGAGAUACCUAUGAAUGCACCAAACUAUAAUGAGUUUACUUUGUUAAGUGUUACUUUUGUAAAUGAAUAUAAUAUAUUAUUAAGACUUGGUGUUUACAUGCAUAAGCACGGAUUCAAUCGAGUUCCUAAGCCAAGUUUCCAAGAGAGCAGUGCUUCAACACAGUCACAUUCAAUCGUCAAAGGGGAAAAGCAAGAGAGUGGUACAUUAUGUCAUCCUGAAGAUAAUAGCGGUGACGCCAAAUUUUCAUGA
This is a messenger RNA of Echinococcus granulosus, 1242 nucleotides long. RefSeq lists its product as hypothetical. The record is from RefSeq and is a predicted model, not a curated record. Lineage: Eukaryota; Metazoa; Platyhelminthes; Cestoda; Cyclophyllidea; Taeniidae. The transcript has 8 exons. The coding region runs from base 1 to 1242 and encodes 413 amino acids.